UCAGUAGCUCUGACACAUGAACGAUCGAAGUUUGUGCUUGGUCAGGUCGCGAGGGGACAUUUAUUGUCGACACAAAGGGGAUUACCUCACCUGUGUCAGCUGUGCUUGUCAGUGUGUGAGUAUGUCAUUUCAUCAUGGUGUUUCAAUAUUCAUAUUCUGUCGCCGUCAACUGAAUGAACUGAACACGUAAUAGGAUUUCGCUAGACUGUAUAUUUCCCAUUAUAAAAAACGACACACUAUUAACUGUGAAUGGAGUUGAAAGGUACAUUUGGUGGUCUCAGCUCAAGGCUUGGAUGUACACACCCAGUUUAUGUUGGUGACCCUUUGAACAUCAAACUCGAAAAUCAUGUUGGUUUUGAUAGAGGUCGAGGUGUUUUUGUUGGACUGUCUGAGCACUGGAUGCAGCUACUCAAAGCUUCUGCUUUUUCACAGAAAGAAAUAGAAGAUGACCCGGAAGCUGUAUUGAGCUCUUUGAGGAUCCAUGACAAGCUCCAGAGAGAAACUGACAAGUUUAUGUUGAGGGCGUCUACAGUUGUAGAAGAAGAUGAGGUGGACAAUGUUGAGGAAGAGGCCGUUGAAGAGGCAGAUGGUGGACAUUUAGCAGAUGACAGAGAUGAACCUGAUUUCAAUUAUAGAUCUCGCCCCAGAUUCCAUCAGAGGAGAACAAUGACAGAUGCAGAUAUCAAUGCAGAGUUAAAGAAAAGAUCCAACCCUGAAGAUCCCCGUGGCAUUUACGACAUUCAGAAACAAUUAGGCAAAGGAGCUUCUGGAACGGUUCACAUGGCUGUGAACAAACGGACACGUCAGGUGGUGGCUAUCAAAAUGAUGGACCUGAAUCACCAGCCCAAGAAAGAGUUGAUUGUUGCAGAGAUUGAUAUCCUCAAACAGAACCGUCACGAAAACAUUGUGAACUUUGUGGACUGUUAUUUCCUUGGACAUGAACUUUGGGUGGUCAUGGAGUAUUUGGACGGUGGUUCAAUGACAGAUCUAGUGACAUUCAUAGUGAUGACAGAAGACCAGAUGGCAGCCGUCUGUCGAGAAUGUCUCAGGGCCAUCGAGUUUCUCCACAGUCAGAAAAUCAUCCACCGUGACAUCAAGAGUGACAACGUACUGUUGGGCACCAAUGGUAUGGUCAAGCUGACCGACUUUGGGUUCUGUGCCAGACUCACAGCAGAAGCAAGUCAAAGAACAACACAGUUAGGCACACUGUGCUGGAUGGCGCCUGAAGUUGUUAAAAGUAUACCUUACGGCAACAAAAUUGAUAUUUGGAGUUUCGGCAUAAUGGUCAUUGAAAUGAUCGAUGGUGCUCCUCCGUAUAUGAAUGAAAACCAAUAUAGAAUUUAUUAUCAAAUUGCAAACAAGGGCAAACCAGACAUUAAAAAUGCGCACAAACUUUCGCCAGAGUUGAAGGACUUCACAGAUAAAUGCCUCCAAGUGGAGGUGGACAAGAGAGCCAGUGCUGUCCAGCUUUUGGGUCACCCUUUCUUAAGAAAGGCAAUGUCUUUGAAAUUUUUAGGCGAGGCUUUAACAGAAGCUCGGAAACAAAAAGAAAAAAUAAUGCGUCAUUGAGAAAUCUAGUUCAACAUGCGAUGCAAAACAAACAGUUCCAAUUGUCUCUAGAAAUCUUACUAGGCAGCGUUCAAAAAUAGCCUUCACCAUAUAAAUAAAAAAAAAAACCACCAGACAUUUAAUGAUUGAUAUGUAUGGAGUAGAUGCUAAAACUAAAUAAAUAUUUAGAUAUAGAGACAUGAAUGUUGAAUACAUGAUACCCGCUACUAAUUGGUAUGGACUGAAUGAUCUGAUUAGAAACAAAAAUGCUAUUAAAGAUAAUUGUUUAGGCUGAUCUCUUGACUACUAUAUUCCAAUCAAUGCUUUGUAAACCAAAUUAUUUAUCAUUAAGUUCAAUGAUGAAUGUGUAUUGUCCAUCCUAAUGUCAUAUGGCAUCAUGAUUUAAAUGCUUGGCUUACAUGGCAUUAAAUAAUGUUGAUGUAUUGUGUUAAUGAUUCUAUUGAACAAUGAAAUAAAAAUAAAACAGUAAUUUCCUCAAA
This is a messenger RNA of Biomphalaria glabrata, 2048 nucleotides long. RefSeq names its product serine/threonine-protein kinase PAK 3-like. The transcript is spliced from 9 exons. The coding region runs from base 250 to 1569 and encodes 439 amino acids. Gene Ontology annotation, biological process: intracellular signal transduction; regulation of MAPK cascade; protein phosphorylation. The record is from RefSeq and is a predicted model, not a curated record. Gene Ontology annotation, molecular function: ATP binding; protein serine/threonine kinase activity. Lineage: Eukaryota; Metazoa; Mollusca; Gastropoda; Planorbidae. Gene Ontology annotation, cellular component: cytoplasm.